AUGGUCAGAUCUUUACUCCGCCGUUUCGCCAUGAGUACAUCUACUGCCGCCAAAAAAGUCGUCCAGCCACCUUGGUACAAACCCACAACGCCUGCAGGCGAAAACCAGCCAUUCAAGCUUUACAACUCCCUCACAAGAAACAAAGAAGAGUUUAUUCCUUUGAAACAUAACCAUAUCACUUGGUAUUGCUGUGGACCCACGGUUUACAACCAUGCCCACAUGGGCCACGCACGUAACUACGUGUGCAGUGACAUCUGCCGUAGAAUCUUGCAAGACUACUUUGGGUUCAAUGUGGAGUUUGUUCAGAAUGUGACUGACAUCGAUGAUAAGAUCAUUGUGGCUGCUCGUCAUGAGUACCUUUUCGAGGAGCAGAUGGAGAAGAAGUAUCAGCAAGUGGAUGCAGAGCUUUUGAAGAAUACUACCCAAUUUUUGCGGGACUAUGUGGGUAAAAACUUGCCUGAGUUCAAGGGAGAUCUUAGCGAGUUUGUGGCUUGGGUCGACUCUUUGAACCUUGUUGAACUCGCUGUUAAUCAGCCUAAGUUGCCUAUGUACGCUAAGGCUGCCAAGGAUGCACACAAUGCCAUUUUCAAGCCAGAGAGUGACAUCUCCAAGUUUUUGGCAGCAGUGAAGGACGUCCUGGUUCCUUCUUUGGACAAGUUGCACGGCUCAACGGUGACGGACCCUUCUAUCUUCAAGAAGCUUCCUGCGUUUUGGGAAAACAAGUUCAACCAGGACAUGGAGCGCCUCAAUGUGCUCCCGCCAACUUUGACCACUAGGGUGAGCGAGUAUGUGCCUGAUAUCAUUGCAUUUGUCGACAAAAUCAUCGCCAACGGAUUCGCUUACGCCACAAGUGACGGCUCUGUCUACUUUGACACGGUAAAAUUUGAAAACGACCCACACCACGAAUACGCCAAGUUGCAGCCUUGGAACAAAGGCUCCUUGGACCUCAUCAAUGAUGGUGAAGGUUCCCUUUCUGUGGACGGCUCAGGCAAGAAACUGCCUGCUGAUUUCGCUCUUUGGAAAGCUUCAAAACCUGGUGAGCCAGCUUGGGACUCCAAAUGGGGUCCUGGAAGACCUGGAUGGCACAUUGAGUGCUCGGUGAUGGCAUCAGAUAUCUUAGGCGAGGUUAUUGAUAUUCACUCGGGAGGUGUAGACUUGUGUUUCCCUCACCACGACAAUGAGCUUGCCCAGUCUGAGGCGUGCUUCAAUAACAAGCAGUGGAUCAACUACUUCAUGCACAACGGUCACUUGCAUAUCCAGGGCCAGAAAAUGUCCAAGUCUUUGAAGAACUUCAUCACCAUUGAAGAAGCAUUGCAGACAUACUCUUCCAGACAGCUCAGACUUGUGUUUGCAUUCGGCAACUGGGACAAACCCAUCGAUUUCAAAGAUUCGCUAAUUAACGAGGUCAAGGCGUACGAGUCGACCUUAUCGAAGUUUUUCACUAACGUGCGUGCGUUGAACACCGACUACAGACACUCUGUCUCCGAAGGCAAAUAUAUCUCCAAAAGAGCCGGUGAUGUUGAGAAACAACUUCUCGAGCAAUUGGCUCAAGCACAGACCGAGACUCACGCAGCUUUCUCCGACAACUUGUCGACGCCCGUGGUUUUGCGUGUAAUUCUGGAGUUGGUGUCCAAGACAAACACAUAUAUCCAGUCCACAGUCACUGGAGAGAACGAGUUGAGACUUGAGCCUGUGCUUGCCAUUACUAGGUGGAUUGUCAAGAUCAUGGAUAUCCUUGGUUUCCCUGCUAGACCAGAUGGCCUCGGCUGGCUGGACGGAGAAGAAGGCGCUGAGUCUGCUGGCUCAAUGGAAGAAGUGGCCAUGCCAUAUGUGAAGGCGUUGUCUCAAUUCAGAGAUGCCGUCAGAGAGCUUGCGAAAGCAAAGGCGGACUCCGGCGCUUUCUUGAGUGCCUCUGACGCCUUGCGUGCUGACUUGGUCUCGCUAGGUAUUUCUCUCGAUGACAGACCCAAUGGCGGUGCCCUUGUGAAGUUUUUGAACGAGCAAGAAAGAGAAGAGUUCCUCAAGCAGCAGGAGCAAAAGAAGGAGCAGGCUGCACUCAAGGAAAAGAAGAAGCAAGAGCAGGCUGCAGCCAAUGCAAAAAAGGAGCAGGAACGUCUCGAGAAGGCCAAAGUCGACCCAAAGACCAUGUUCCACGAUAAGUCAUUGUAUUCUGAGUGGGACGACGCAGGACUCCCAACAAAAACCGCUGCUGGAGAGGAAGUAACCAAGAGCAUGAGAAAAAAGUUGGCAAAGCAGCAACAGCAGCAGGAAAAGCUUCACAAUGAAUACUUGAAAAGUCAGAAUGGCGCCUAA
Molecule: messenger RNA, 2313 nt
Organism: Candidozyma auris
Lineage: Eukaryota; Fungi; Ascomycota; Pichiomycetes; Serinales; Metschnikowiaceae
Product: cysteine--tRNA ligase
Exons: 1
Coding region: 1-2313 (770 amino acids)
Biological process (GO): cysteinyl-tRNA aminoacylation
Cellular component (GO): cytoplasm
Molecular function (GO): cysteine-tRNA ligase activity; ATP binding
Source: RefSeq, a predicted model, not a curated record